Chanos chanos (milkfish) is the source of this 1312-nucleotide messenger RNA. It is a transcript of the gene mydgf, whose product is annotated as myeloid-derived growth factor. The record is from RefSeq and is a predicted model, not a curated record. Bases 40 to 561 code for a protein of 173 amino acids. Lineage: Eukaryota; Metazoa; Chordata; Actinopteri; Gonorynchiformes; Chanidae. Gene Ontology annotation, biological process: positive regulation of angiogenesis; positive regulation of endothelial cell proliferation. The transcript has 6 exons.
CUGUAUGUGUGUCAUUAGCCAGUUCUUUCAUUGACCAAAAUGGCAUGCAAACACGACACAAAAAUUCAGCCCGCGACUGUUUUCAUUUGGGGCACAGUCUUGUUAAUUUUGUCAUCGACGUUAACAUUUAGCGGUGCUUCUGCGGAGAGGAGUAAAACAGUGGAGUUCAAUGUGAAACCCGGUGGAGUUGUGCACACAUUCUCUGAGAAAAUCAAAGACUAUGAAUGUAUCUUCACCUAUGCGUCGCAAGGGGGCACUAACGAGCAAUGGCAGAUGAGUGUUGGGCUGAGUGAUGACGAGCGUUUGUUUUCCUGCUCUGUGUGGAGACCUCAAGGGAAGUCCUACUUGUUUUUCACACAGUUCAAAGCAGAGAUUAAAGGAGCCAAGAUUGAAUAUGCCAGCGCAUACUCUCAGGCCACAGGGGGAGGACAGGCGGAUGUGGCUUUGAAACCUGAGGAGUUUAAAAUAGGAGAGACCACAGUCACCCACACUGAAGGCAAAUUCCGUGCGGAACUCUCCAAGCUGACCGUGAUUGGCCGAACACGACAUGAUGAGCUCUGAUUGGCUGUAAUCAGUGGAGCCAGUGGAGGACUGAUGCCCAGUCACUGGACUGUCCAUUGUAACAGCAGAAGCAGAGAGUUCCAAGCCAAAUGAAAAGAUGAGAGAAACUGACUGAGCUUGCUUAAAAAAAACAAACAAACAAGAAAACAAAAAAAACCCCAAACCUAUAAAGCUGUAAAGGACCAUCUCUAACUUUCUCUGGGAUGUUGGCCUCAAUUCUGAUGAACUGGGUUUAUGGGGUCUGCUGGGAAGGAGGGCUUGCCUCAGAGUAGAAUUAUGAAUGUGACAUUUUUUUUUCUGUAAGGCCAUCCUUCUGAAAGGUAAUGAAGUAAUAAAACCACGCAGACAAGGCUGAACUUGUGUCUUAAAACUGUGGGAUAGCGCCGUGAAGGCCACGUUAAGCUGUCAUUAUUUUUGAGUUGGUUUUGAUAGUUGACCUAAAGCUUCUGAUGGAGUUGUUGAUAUUGUGUUAAAUGGAUUAGAUUGAGAGAGGUCCCGCGUGCCAAUUUCAGGGUCACGGCUGACUGUGUGUCAGCCCACACCAGUGUAACCCAUUUUUAGAGCUCCACCUACUGGCCAGGGGGUGUCCAUCAGCUCCUUCAUUUAGGGUCAAACUCAGACAGUCCACACAUUGCUAGCCGGCUUUCAUACGGACAGAUAGGGAGUUACUUGAUUGAUUUUUUUUUUUCUUAAUUCUGUUUGGUUUUCCAAUAUACUGAGAUUUUAGUAAAUAAAUUUACUCUGUUAUCAG